UUCUGUUAUGCGACAUGUCGAAAAACAAGCUGGAUGAAAUGCGGCACUUCUGAGCAAUACUCGAUGUUGUUUAGUUGUUAAAAGAGAAACUGUCAAAUCAGGAAUUUUACCCACGGGUUCGUCUUCUGAUCCUGCCCCGAAAAAGCGAUGCUGGUCACCGUUUUCUGCGCGCCGAGGGAUCGCCCAGAAACCACCUUCGCCCUCGAUGUGUCCCCGGAGCUGGAGCUGAGAGACUUUGUAGCACUUUGUGAACUGGAAUCAGGAAUCCCAGCCGGGGAAAUCCAGAUCACAUAUGUAGAACAGCUCCUAAAAGACCCUUCUCGUGCCUUGGGGAACUAUGGUGUUAAGGAUGGAGAUGUGGUGGUUCUCAGGCAAGCUGACAGAAGGCCACCACCAACUCAGCCAGCCUUCCCAGGUCUGCCACAUAUCGACUUUCGUUCCAUCACAAUCCCCGGCACCUCUUCUUCAACUAGUCAACGUGGUGCCAUAAGGCCGCAGCAGCAGCAGCAGUCUCCACAGCAGCAUCCGUCACAGUCACAGCCUCAGCAGCCUCAGCAGCCGCAGCGCGCCUCACAAUCUUCCACGCCAAUGGCCUUUCGUGGCUCCUCUCCUCAGGGGCUGGAUGACCCCGCCUUACUCCAGCAGAUGCUAUUAUCCAAUCCACACGAGCUUUCACUCCUCAAGGAGCGAAACCCGCCACUUGCUGAGGCCCUGCUGAGCGGAGACUUGGAGCGUUUCACCAAAGUGCUGCUGGAGCAACAGCAGGAUCGAGCCAGGAGAGAGCAAGAGAGGAUCAGACUCCUGACUGCUGAUCCUUUUGAUUUGGAUGCCCAGGCAAAGAUUGAGGAGGACAUCAGGCAGCACAACGUGGAAGAAAACAUGACCAUUGCAAUGGAGGAGGCCCCAGAAAGCUUUGGACAGGUGGUUAUGCUCUACAUUAACUGCAAAGUCAAUGGGCACCCUGUGAAAGCUUUUGUUGACUCAGGAGCCCAGAUGACCAUCAUGAGCCAAGCAUGCGCUGAGCGCUGUAACAUCAUGCGGCUGGUGGACCGUCGCUGGGCCGGGAUCGCCAAGGGAGUGGGCACCCAGAAGAUCAUUGGCAGAGUUCAUUUGGCUCAGGUCCAGAUCGAGGGGGACUUCCUUCCCUGUUCUUUCUCCAUCUUGGAGGACCAGCCAAUGGACAUGCUGCUUGGCCUGGAUAUGCUGAAGAGACAUCAGUGUUCGAUCGACCUGAAGAAGAGCGUGCUUCUAAUAGGCACUACGGGCACCGAGACUCGCUUCCUGUCUGAGGCAGAGCUGCCAGAGUGUGCCCGACUGGCAUACGGAGCAGAGGGGCGUGAAGAUGCCCGCCCAGAUGAGAUAGCUGACAGAGAACUGGCAGAGGCACUUCAGAGGUCUAUACAGGAGAGCGACACUGCAGAUGGACAAACUACCUCACCACAGCCCCCACCAUUUACAUUACCCAGAACCUUAGACCAAAUGUCCUCAUCCACCUCCCCUUCCCAAAGCCCCUCCUCUGGCCAGCCCCAAACCCUGGAUCGCUCUCAGUCUGCCCCGGCCGCCAUGGAGCAGGCCUCAGCACCAGAGCUGUGCCAGGACCAACCUGGCCUCCAGGAGCUUCCUUUACCUUCAUCCUCAGCUGAGGAUGCUGGUUCUACAACUGAUCAGGUCCAUCCUCACCCUCUGCCCGACCAUAGCAACUCCAAAGUGCCCCCUGUCCCCAGUUCCUCGACAGACGUCCUUCAAACAUGUACCCCUCUUGCGGAAAUGACUACAGUAACGCAGUGUCCGGAUGAGAGCGAGGGUGAGAUACAGCCCGCCCACUCAGAGGGGGAUGCUGAAUCAGAUGAGGUGACGAACAGCAACACGCUCCCCCAACCAGAGGAACUUUCCCCCACUCAACCCAUGGAGCAGGAGGUGACUGAGUCUGAGCUCGCUGAUGCCACAGAAGCCUGUCCGAAUGCUCCUCACCAACCGGACUCUGUUGAAAUGGACUCCCCCACCACCUCCCAGGGCAUGGUGUCCUCAGAGAGGGACCAGCCCGAAGGAGAGCACUGCUCCAGCUCCGACGGCAUCCCAUCGCUGGCGGCCGCUCUGAUGGAGCUUCACGAGCUGCUGGUGUCCAACAACCAUGCUCAGUCCCAAAACCGCAGCGCCUCCUGCUCCCCCUCACAUCCAUUCAAACAGGAAAUAGACGCCCCCGAGCCAUGCACCCCAACGCCCGAAAACGCCCACUCUACUGCCAUCACAGCUGGUGCAGAACCAAGCGAUGCCAAAGCCAACCAUGCUGCUGCUGUGUCUGAUGAGGGACCAUCAAAGUGUCUUGCGCCUGAGCUCUCUGGCCAGGAUGAGCAUCUGGGCAGGGAUACAGCAGAGACUGUGGAGGGACAAGUACCGCCGCAGUGUCCAGAUGGGUCCGAGGAGAGAGGGGCGGAUAGAUGUGGGCAAGAUGAGGCAAAUAACAUCAGCAGUUUGCAGCCUGAGCCAGAGGUUCCUCCGGAUCCUGCAGGGGACCUGGAGUUCAGGGAACCUCCAGAGGGGCAGCAGGGGAGAGGGGUCGCAGAUGGACGAGCCUCUGGCACCAACACCCCGGACACCCUCGGCCUCCAGACUGAGCACACUGUCCUCAGCCCUCUGUCUAUGGCAGUGGGCUCACCUGAGGAAGUUACGAGCACCUCCUCCCCCUCUUCCCCUCCUCUUGCUCAGGCUCCCCAGCACACACCUCCAGCCCCUCUUCUCCUUUCUCCACAUCCCUUUAUAGAACAAUUUCCAGCUGAGCACAUCCAGAGAAUCCAGGCAGCAGGGUUUUCUGCCCGGGAGGCUGCGGAGGCACUGGAACAAGCCCAUGGGGUUGUGGAGCUGGCUCUGCUGGCACUUCUAGCCCGCAGUAUCACUGUGCCCACCUAGACUCAUAACUAGUCAUGCGAGUCAUCCAGCCUCCCAACCCAGCAUCUGUCUUAUUUAUAUCUUUUUAAUCUGCGUUUCCAUCAAAGGCUUUUGGUAUAGUACCUUUGGAACCAAAAGUAACACCUACGAAGAGGUACCUAGACCCAAGAUCUGUGUCGUCUUUCUUCUGCAGACAGCUAGUACUCUUAAAUGUGGGCGGGGUUGUUGUCACUCACUUGCUGCGCCGUCCAUUAGCACUCGCUGUAUUUCCUUGUUCACCUGUGAUACAGAGUGAAGUCCACACCCCAUUUAUCGUCCACAGAAGGGGGCUGCAGGCUGCAGUGAGAGUCUCUCAUAAUGGGAUAUUUUAAAAGAGCAGGGAUGUGCAUUGACUUGUUGUUAGGCACGAGUGGCGGUUUAGUGCUGACCUAGUGCACCAGAACGAAGCUCUGACACAUUUUUUUUUCUCUUAGUGAGAAUUAGAGUAUGCAGUUUACAUAAUCUGGUCACAAUGAAUAUAAAUUUUUUUGAACACGUUAAGAUCCACUCAAUACUAAAAGUGUAUCUCAUCCAGAAGAGACAACAAAAAACAGCCGGAGUGGUCAAAGUCUUAUUGAAAUUGAAGGUGUGUUGAUGGAUUCAAGUCGAACAUUACAAGUAAACGUUCCACUCAAAAAUUGGCCGGCAGUCGACCCAAUGAAUGAAAUAAUUUUUUUUCUCAGUCUACAGCUGCUACUAGAGGCUACAAAACAUCAUUCUGUAGUUAAUUUUCUAAUGUAUGAAAAAUGUGUAAUGGUAUGAACAGUGGAGCAGCACAGAGGGUUGAUUGUUUCUAGCUCCACCUUUUAGUACCGGAUCUGGGCGCUGGGUACCCCAAACAGAGAGGUGACGAAAAAUGGGGACGGUUCCAAAGGUACUAAAGGUACCAUCCACAACUUUUCACAAUGGAAACACAAAAAACUGAACUGAACUGAACCAACCUGCUGGUGGAAACGCACCAUUACUGAUCCAGAUGUCUCAGUCCCUUCGUUGCAGGGAGCAAGUGUGAACACAGGGAAAUGCUGUUUCUUGGUUUGUCGUACAGAAUAUCCAAGAACAAACAGGACAACUGGUAAUACUUUUCUGGAUAUUGCAGAUAUGUGAGGUGUGUUUGCAUGCAGAUGUUUUGGGUGGCCACCCAUUUCAUUGGUUUUUAGAGAUUUGGUAUGGUAGAUUGAUUUUGUUCUGGUUUUGUUGUCCAGCGUUGACACAUGAAAUGCCCAACAUAUGAUUGAUUCUUUAUAAUUUUCCCUUUGAUAUGUCAUAAAACUUGUUGUUUAUGUUGUGGAGCAUCAAUAAAAGAAAAAGCAUCUAAAUGGAGUGUUAUUACUCCUACUCCCUGUUCAAGAAUAACUGUCUGGUGAGCUUUAGAUCAUUCAGCACAAACAUUAAUAUCUGAAGCAAUCUGCUGAUGAAUAAUGCAACAUGUGGAUUUUUAUGAUUUAGAAAAGAAAAGCUACAUCGUGGGCACUGCUGCAGUUUAGAAGAGUUGAUCAUUAUUGAUCAAGUUUACAAAACUUUUCUCCAGAUAACUGAAAGCCCCCGUAUCCACGGCCGCUAUCACACUGAAAUAUCAAGUGAGCCAUGAGUGUGUUUGUCGACGUACGAUCAUUGAUGGAAUUUUUCGGUUAAGUAUGUGUAUUACAGAAGGUAUCUUGUACUGUAUGUGUUAUUCUCCACACUUUGAAAGCUUUGCCAUGUGUAGAUUACAAAAACUUGUUUGUAGCUCCUGUUCAGAAAGUCCUUUUAAUUUGUGUCAAAUCAUCAUAGUGUGUGUUCAUACCUUAAAAACACCCAUUUUCAUUUUAUAAUCUGUUUAGAAUAUUGCCAUGUCCGCACAUCAUAUAUCAAGGAUUUUAAUGGCUUUAUUUGAGUCAUAUACCAACAAUGUUCAGGCAGAUUGAAUUAUCUACUUUUAUCUUGUAUGAAAUUUUAAAUUGCAAAUAAAAUGGAACUAGUAUUUGUA
Messenger RNA from Plectropomus leopardus (leopard coralgrouper), 4891 nucleotides. RefSeq names its product DNA-damage inducible protein 2 (gene ddi2). Gene Ontology annotation, molecular function: protein binding; aspartic-type endopeptidase activity. NCBI's taxonomy places the organism in Eukaryota, Metazoa, Chordata, Actinopteri, Perciformes, Serranidae. The record is from RefSeq and is a predicted model, not a curated record. Gene Ontology annotation, biological process: proteolysis.